Molecule: messenger RNA, 2954 nt
Organism: Helicoverpa armigera (cotton bollworm)
Lineage: Eukaryota; Metazoa; Arthropoda; Insecta; Lepidoptera; Noctuidae
Gene: Arp1
Product: alpha-centractin
Exons: 9
Coding region: 141-1271 (376 amino acids)
Source: RefSeq, a predicted model, not a curated record
CGCGAAUCAAAACGUCAACGUAUACUUAUUUUUAGUCUGUGGCUUGUCUCGAGUGAAACAGCUUACCCGAAUGUGUAAAAGUGAAAAUAUUUAGAAAAAUCCAAUUUAAAACCUAGAUUUUGUCACUAAUCUAGAUAACAAUGGAGUUAAACGACGUUAUAGUCAACCAGCCUGUCGUCAUUGAUAAUGGCUCUGGAGUGAUCAAAGCCGGUUUCGCUGGUGAUCAGAUUCCAAAAUGCAGGUUUCCAAACUAUAUCGGACGACCGAAACACGUCCGUGUUAUGGCCGGAGCCCUAGAAGGCGAGCUGUUCGUAGGCCCCCGCGCUGAGGAGCACCGUGGGCUGCUUAGCAUCAAGUACCCUAUGGAACAUGGUAUUGUGACUGACUGGAACGAUAUGGAGAGGGUGUGGAAUUAUAUUUAUAGUAAGGAUCAACUAUCAACAUUCGCUGAAGAGCAUCCGGUACUGCUGACGGAGGCUCCCCUCAAUCCUCGCAGGAACAGAGAGAAGGCUGCCGAGGUGUUCUUCGAGACUUUCAAUGUACCCGGGUUGUUCCUGUCCAUGCAGGCUGUGCUUAGUUUAUACGCCACAGGCCGUACAACAGGCGUAGUCCUAGACUCAGGUGACGGCGUCACCCACUCGGUGCCGAUAUACGAAGGCUUCGCCAUGCCGCACAGCAUCAUGCGAGUAGAUGUAGCCGGCAGAGAUGUCACCCGGUAUCUUAGGCUUCUUCUCCGCAAAGAAGGCGUGAACCUUCGCACAUCAGCUGAGUUGGAAAUAGUUAAGGCUAUCAAGGAGAGAGCUUGCUACCUCUCGCCUAAUCCUCUGAAAGAGGAGACUUUGGAGACUGAGCGAGCUCAUUAUACGUUACCUGAUGGCACUGGCUUGGAGAUUGGUCCAGCCAGGUUCCGUGCUCCAGAAGUCUUGUUCAGGCCUGAUCUCAUUGGCGAGGAGUGUGAAGGUCUCCACGAAGUCCUAAUGUUCGCCAUCCAGAAGUCAGACAUGGAUCUUCGCAAGGUGCUCUAUCAGAACAUAGUACUCAGCGGUGGUAGUACUCUAUUCCGCGGCUUCGGAGACCGCCUGCUCGCUGAGAUACGCAGGCUGGCUCCUAAGGAUAUGAAGAUUAGGAUCUCAGCGCCCCAAGAGCGUCUAUACUCCACAUGGAUAGGGGGUUCGAUUCUCGCGUCACUCGAUACAUUCCGCAAGAUGUGGGUCUCUAAGCGAGAAUAUGAUGAGGAGGGCCAUAGGGCCGUACAUCGCAAGACAUUCUAAAUUAAACAGAACUAUAAAACAAGUCAUUUUUUGAGAAAAUGUGGAGAGAAAAUGCAAUUUUUAUGGCAAUUUUUAAGGUUACUGAUAAAGUCUCUGAUAGUUUAUCGGGAAGUUAUCUGGCAGAUAAACUAUAACCGUCUUACCACAAAAACUUUCAAACGUCAGUUUAAGACUUGUCUAAAAAAAAUCAGAUUAUGACGUUGAAAUAUGGUUCAUUUUGCAGCCACAAUUUUUUUAGACACGUGUAAAAUAGAUGUUUAAGUUUUUGUAGUAAGGCCACAAGUUUCUUUUCAUGGAUAUCUGGUUGACAUUAUAAGCAGCAUUUAUCUAGUAGAUAGUUAACUAUCAGAUAACUAACUGACACUUUAUCGGUAACCAGAAAACAGUCAUAUUUGAGCGAAUAUUACAAUAGGGCACACUAAGACUUUCUAUAUUAAAACGAUAUAUAAACGAAAAUAAAGUCAUUUUAAAAAAAGUCUCGGAAUAAAAUCUAUGUAAAAUAUUCUCUAAAUAAACCAUUCUUAAACAGCUGACCAAUUAUGUAUGAAAUUUGGUAAGCAGAGCCCUUGAAAACCAAUUUUAUAUAUAUAGGUAGUUACCAACUAAAUAUCACUGAAAAAGUUAUCACUUUUUAUGUUUUUGAAAUUCACAUAAAAUAUCACCAUUUUAAAUAUAAACUGUCAUAGUUAUAAUUUGGGCCGAUUUUACAAUAAUCAGUUAACUUCUAUCUGAGGAAUAAAUAUGGCGGUUUGACAUAUUUUCUAUAUAAAAGCUGUCAAAACGUCAAACAUAAUGAACCGAUUUUAAUAUUAAAUACAUGUUUUACGUUGAUGAAACCAGGGGCGCGAUUCUACUAAUUUUACUCAAGCGACAUACGAUUCACAUUCGACUGAGAUCCAAUCCCGACUCAAUUACGAUUGAAGCGUAUGUGGCAUUCCGCUAUAUUUUCUUUUAAAUAACAAUUUAAAAAUAAAUAUUAUCUGCAAAUUAUUUACGAUUGCAAUAUGAUUGUAGAGCAAACUACCGUAUAGACCAAAUGACAGACCAAAUGACAGACCAAUCGCAAAUCAAUCGAAUGUCAUUGGAAUACGAUUAGUUUUAUAUUAGUAGCAGAAUGCCCGAUAUGGUUAAAACUGCUAUUGCGAUUCAAUUUCUAUUAAAUUUUGAUAUUAUUAACUUAGCAGAAUCGGGCCCCAGGAGAAAAAGCUAGGAGGAUAUUAUAUUAUGUAAAAUAAAGUAUAUGUUAUGCAUUUAAGUCCUGUUAAGCCAGCUCUGUGUUUGUCAAAACAUUGCAUAAAAUCUAACCCGCUACCUUACUCUGGAGUCCUAAAGAAAAAAUAUACUAUACACACGCUUACAUAGUAUUUAAACGCAUUGCAAUAUUAUAGUUUUCAAACCCAAGUUCACCGACAACAUAACAACCAUUCUUCCUAAAACCACUCUAUGAAAAUUGAAUAUGAAAUGUCAUAGUACACAGUUGUUUUAAGAAAACUGUCGUUUAUAUUGUCAGUGAAUUUGGGCCUAAAUAUAGUAUUAUUUAACCUGAGAUUCACGAAAUCAACUGUAUCUGCGGACUUCAAUAACCGAUCCAUCCGUUCUUUUGCGAAUGGAGGUUGAAAGCCAACAUUUAUAUGAAGCUUAUGACAAACUUAAAUCCCUAAUAGAGAAAAAUAAUAGGUAUUA